ACUGAAUUCCCUCGUAGUCGUGUUCCACAAAACCGCCCUGACCUCGAAAACGUACAAGCAGCAAGCCUGUCUCAGAGGCUUACUGCUCAAAGGUUUUGAGUUUCGUAGCAAGACCUGACUUGAUUCUUAGCGAGUGAACUGCUCCUUGCGAGCACAAAGUGCAUGUGGUAGCGCUCUGCCUGAGAAAGCGAAAUGGAGGCUGGUGAACAGACGCCAGAUGGCCAGGUCGUGCUCGAUGAAGAAGUGGACCCGAAUUACGAGCCGACUGAACAAGAAAUCCUGGAGUAUGCUCAGUGGCUGGGCAUAGACCCGGAAACGGAAAAGGAGCUGUUCUGGAUUGCUCGGGAGGGCCUCAAGUCCCCCCUGCCGGACGGAUGGAAGCCGUGCAAAACACCUACCGGCGACAUCUACUACUUCAACUUCAAGUCGGGGGAAAGCAUCUGGGACCACCCCUGCGAUGAGCAUUACCGCAAGGUGUACCAGGAGGAGAAGGCAAAGCUGCAGAUAACAAAGGCGCGUGCGUCCCUGGAGUCCGGAUCUCAGCGCGGCGGCCUGAAGCGUACGGGCGCGGAGACCAAAGUGCCCAGCCCGCUGGGACUCAGCAGCUCCAAGGCGUCGGAUUUUGUUCGGGAGGGGCGCCAGCAGAUGGAGGCGGAGGAUAAGAUGCAGGGCAACCUCGAUGGCGGCGACGAAUCGUCAAGCAGCAGUAGCAGCAAUUUUGACAGCGAUGAUGAUCGCAGCCCGCCUAAGAAGCUGGGCCAGCCGCCAAACAAGGCAGGCCAGGCGCAGGCAUUGCAGCCGCAGGCACGCAGCGGCUGGGGAGACGGUGGUGCGGACAAGUCGCCGGCCUCAUCUGUGGGCGGGGCCUCAGCAGGGGGCAAGCAGGAUGCUAAGAAGAAGAGCGAUGACGACGACAUUGAGGAGCUGGUGGACUUUGAUGCCAGUGACGACGACAACCUGGACCUGCCGGAUGAGGGCGGCAUGAACACCUCGGGCCUCAGCGCGUCCAAUCCCCUGGGCAGCAAGCCCAAGCUGGAGCGCCUUUCAAUUGGCGGCAACAACAACAGCGCCAGCAGGGACCAGCCCGAGCGACUGUCACUGGGUGGGAACCCGCUGGGCGGGGCACCCAAGCUAGAGCGCUUGUCCAUCGGCGGCGGCCCCGCCCUGAACCCACUGCCAGCGCCGGGGUCGGCCUCCGGGCCUGUCAAGCUUGAGCGCCUCUCACUCAACGGCCCGCCGGAGGCGGGCGGUGCCAGCCAGUUGAAACCAGAGCGCUUGUCACUCGGCGGGUCACCGGCGGACGGGGGCAGUGGCUCCAAGGCUGCGGGCUUCGUGCCGCCGCCCAGCGUGCUCUCCGGUAUUAACGCCGAUAGCCGCAACAACAGCAUGGGUGGUGGGCCGGGCAGUGGCGUCAACAGCGCACGCGUGUCGUGGGGCGGCAACUCCAACGCCGGCAGUGGGGUGGGCAGCGCCGGCGGCGCCAAGGGGCCGGGCUCGGCGCUGCGGCGCAGCAAGAAGGUGGCGGACGAGUUCAGCGGCCUGGGGCUGGACAGUGACGAAGAACAGGAUGAGGUGGAUGAGGGUGAUGACGAGAUUGAGGAAGGUGUGGAGGAGGACAUGGUAGACCCCGGCAUUCGCAGCGCGGACGACCUGGGCCCCUCCGCCUCCGCCAAGCUCAUCUCGCCGGGCGCCGCUGCCGCGGCGCGAAGUGGUAUGGGUGCCAGCGCCGGCUCAGGAGGCCCCGACUCGGGCGGCACUCCGGUCCAGCACCACCGGCGCUAUCAGAGUGACCACGACAACGAGGACCCACACCCGUCUACCCAGCGCGAGGUGACUGGCCCGGCGGCGUCCACCUCCAAGCCCAGCCCCAUCGCCUUCGGCGUGCCGUCCUCCACGCCGAACUCGGGCCUGCAGCAGUCGCAGCAGCGCGAGCGGGAACGGGAGCGUGACGCCGACGAGGAGGAGGCGGAGGUGUCGCGGCGCACUGCCCCCAGCGAGGCGGAGAUGCGGCGGCGCGCGGAGGAGCGGCUGGCUCAGCUGCAGGAGGCGCUGAGCAAGCAGUAUGAUGACGCCAAGGCGCAGCUGCAGAAGCAGGUGGACAGUGAGCUCGCGGCGGAGCGGGAACGCAUGCGCGGCGAGAGCCUGGCCAAGCUGCAGGAGCAGCUCACGGACAAGUCGGUGGAGCUCGCACGGCUGGAGAAGGAGGUGGCCUCCAAGCGGACCGAGCUGGCGGAACUGGAGGACCGCGUGCGGCAGCAGCGCUUCAAGCUGAACUCCAACGACCGAGAGCUGUCGUCCAGCGCGCACUCCGCGGCCCUGGCCGACACGGAGAUGGAGCUGCGUGGCAAGCGGGCCGAGCUUUCGGAGGUGAACACCCAGUUGCUGGCUAAGACCACCGAGUUUGAGACCAUCGUCAGCAGCACUGCCGGCAAGGCGGCGGAGCUGCGGGAGAAGACCGCAGCGCUAGAGCUGGCCAAGGAGCAGCUGCGUGACGCGGAGUCCAGGCGUGCGGAUGCCGACUCGCAGUACCAGGAGCAGCAGAGCCGCGUGCGGUCCCUGCGCGACCAGGCUGAGCAGCUGUCUGCCGAGGUGAGCGCCACCCAGUCCACCAUGCGGCGCCUGAGGGAGGACCUGACGACCAAGGAGGACGAGCUGGCGGCAGUCAACCGGCAGCUCAACUCCAAGCAGGCCGAGCUCAAGGAGAUAACCUCGGAGCUAUCCACAUCCCGGACGGCGCUGCAGGCCAAGGAGAUCAGGGUGGUGGAGGACCUGAAGAGCGCUGCGACCUUUGAGUAUGAGGGCCUGCAGAAGCAGCUCGAGGUGGCACGCGGCGCACUGGAUGCCUCGCGCUCACAGCUGGCAUCCGCGAACGGGGAGCUGUCGCGCACCGAGGGGCAGUGCAACAGUCUCAAGGCCCAGCGCGCACAGCUGGAGGCAGACGUGGCGGCGCGCACCGCCGAGCUGGAGCAGGUGCGGUCCGCGCUGGCGGCCUCACAGGCCGAGCUGCGGGCCGUGCGGUCGGAGCUGGCGGAGCGCACGGCGGCGCUGGAGGGCGUGGCCACGCAGCUGCUGCGCCGCCAGAAGGAGCUGGCCGACACCGACAACAUGUACUCCUCCGUGGCGGACCAGAGCAAGGAGGUUCUGGAGCUGAAGCGCGGCCAGAUGCUGCGGGCGGUGGAGGACAGCGUGGAGGCGGAGCGCCGCAGCCUGCUGGCCGCACGCAUGGCGGCCAUGCGGGCGGACGUGGAGGCCCAGGUGGCGAGCGAGCGGGAUUUGCACCGCACCCGUGUGCAGCAACAGCAGCCCCCACCGCUGGUUGCCGUGCCCAGCACCUCCGGCUUGGGCCAGCACCCCGACCUACACGCCGCAGCCGCGGCUGCUGCGGCCGCAGCUGCCGCCGCGGCAGGCGGCAAUGGCAACCUGCUCAGCAUGCAUGCGCAUGCAGCAGCUGCGGCGGCUGCAGCCGCAGCCGGGCGUGCGCCGUCCCCGAACCCGGGGUUCAGUAACUCUCGCGCCCCGGGCAUCUCUACAGACGACCUACACGCGUCCACGAAUGCAUGGCCCGGGCCGCUGCCCGCCCUCAGUCCCAAGCUGCCCGGCUCGAUGCAGCCCGGCUUGCUGCCGCCCUCUUACCUGUCCAGCGCACAGCAGAUGUACCCGCAGUCGCUCAUGAUGCCGCAAGAGGCGCAGCACUCGCAGCACUUGGGAUCCGCCGCUGGGCAGCAGCAGGGCUACGGCGGGCAGAGCUAUGGACAGAGCGGCACAUCAGCGGACAUCGCGGCGGCACACUUCGCCGCGGCCAUGGCAGCCCAGAGCGCAGCGGCGGCAGCUCAGAGCGCACACAACAACCUGCCCGAGCUGGCGGCCAUGGCGGAGAACCUGCAUCGCAGCCUACAGCUGCUCGUGCCGCUGGCGGCACAAGCCAAGCAAGGGCCGGCGGGCGGUGGCAUGGGGCAGCCUGCGCCCAACACGUCACCGCAGCGGAUGCGCGCCUCGGCCGCCUUCGCGCCGCAGGCCUCCCAGCAGCUGCAGGGCGACUGGUCCACGCUGGGGCUACCGCAGUCAGCUGCGGAGGACCCCGUUUUAUCGCGGGCGUGGGUGUACCUCAAGCUGCAAAAGGCGUACCUCAAGGAGCGCUCCAGCAUCCUGCAGGCGGCGCGGAACGACUGGAAGGAGGACUUGAAGGCCGCCAUGUCGGCGCCCAACGGCCCCAUCAGCGAGGAGCGGCUGGCCAUGCUGCAGAACGUGAAACAGGGGCUGGAGGACCAGGUGCACCGCCUCAACGAGGACAGCAAGCAGCUCCAUCGCAUGCGCGAGCAGUUGGCGUCGCUGAGCACCAAGGCCGCCAACACGGCCGCCAACAGCCCGGGCGCCCUGGCUGCGGCGGCGGCGGCGGGCCGCCGCUCCGUAUCACCCGGGCGCAACAUGUCGCCCACCGCGGCAUCGGCAUCAGGCGCCAACAACGCAGAGCUGGCACGGUCGCUGCUGCAACAGCAUAGCGCAUGGCUCAAGAGCUUUGCGCAGCAGCUGUCAACAGUGUAGGUUUACCAGUGGUGAUUUACGGAUGACGAUAUGGUAUUAGCGUCACCUGCAAGAUCAGGGACUUCACACUGCCGUGUGGACACGGACCUAGGAAGGCGUGCGGGCGACCAUGGGCGCGUGGCGUGGGGUCGGCUAGGGUUGGCAGGGUGGUAGACAAGACGUCCAUGUGUUGUUUAUGAGAGUAUCGCUAUGCAACUAAUGCUUGCGAAUUUCGCUGGACACGCACAGUGCGGCGACAUGGCCGCAUGCCUGUCCGACUAGCUCCGCCAGCACCGCUUGCACUUCAAUGGCUACGAAUGUGAUGGUGUCGAUAUGUAAGCACAUUUUGUGGAC
This is a messenger RNA of Chlamydomonas reinhardtii, 4875 nucleotides long. RefSeq lists its product as uncharacterized. Bases 193 to 4542 code for a protein of 1449 amino acids. Gene Ontology annotation, molecular function: protein binding. The record is from RefSeq and is a predicted model, not a curated record. The transcript has 21 exons. NCBI's taxonomy places the organism in Eukaryota, Viridiplantae, Chlorophyta, Chlorophyceae, Chlamydomonadales, Chlamydomonadaceae.